AUGAAUUGCACUCAUUCUAAACCUACAAAUCAAUAUCCUAUUUAACAUCAUGAACUAUAAUAAUAAAUGUAUCCCUCUUAUCCAAUUCUAGAUUACACUUACAUUAACAUUAAAAGAUUUGUUAAAACUCUGGAAAAUAUUUAGAAGCAGAUGUAGCCAAAAAUAAAUUAAAUUAAUUGAAAAAAAUCUCAGAUGUUUAAGAUAAACGUUAUCUUGUUGAUAAAUAUUCAGAAGAAAAAGACAUCAUUGACAAAGCUCAUUUUAAUGAAUUUUAUUAAUUUAAUACUUUUUGGGAUGAAAAAAUGAAGUAAUUCAAUUCUGAAGCUAAAGAUGCCAAAGAUUAAAUAUUAUCUAGACAUUAAAAUGAAUUAACAUCUUUUCUUGAAGAAUUAGAUCAUGCUAUUCCACUAAAACCAAAAGAUUCUGCUUAAUUAUUAAAAUUAAGAAAAACAGAACAAUAAUUGGCUAAGAUAGAGUAGUAAGCACACUUCUAUUUCAUUUAAGGUACAAAGAAGCUCAUAUUAUCUAAUAGAGAAUAUUGGAUUUAUAAAAACAAGAAUUUGAUAAAUGGAAUAUCACUAGGUAAAAUAAAAUUAAGAAUCUGAUUUCAUAAUUAAGAUAGAAGUAAAUUAUUGAAUUGAAUGCAUUAUAAUAACGAAUUCUUUCAGUCUAAGAAGAGUUAAGCAAAAAUAAAUCUUAAGAACUAUAAAUGUAUGUAUUAAUAUAAUAUUUAGAAUGCUAUCUAAAUAUUAACAUAUUAGAAAAGAAUUAGAAAAUUAAUAAAAUUAAGAAAUCAAUCGACUUGAAAAAUCAAUUAAAAAUUAAUCUACUAUGUCUAAAAUGAAUUCAUAAAUGAAAAAAACAUUAGAUGAAAAUUAUAAUCUCAAAUGA
Molecule: messenger RNA, 891 nt
Organism: Paramecium sonneborni
Lineage: Eukaryota; Ciliophora; Oligohymenophorea; Peniculida; Parameciidae
Source: the annotation of a GenBank genome assembly